AUGCCCGCUACGAAGCUGCGUGCCUUAUUUCCCAAGAGUGAACCCCAAGAGUGGCACCUUCAACCAAACUGCCGACUCCUGCAACUUCCCGGUGAGCUGAGGAACCGCAUCUACCACCUAGUCCUCAUCGACGACCAUGAAGAGAACAACCCCAUCCGCUGGGAAGACGACCUAUCUCAUCGGAUCAAGCUGAAAGGGAUGAAGAUGCCAGCGCUCGUAGGUACCUGCCGCCAGGUCCAGCACGAGGCACUCACCUACCUCUUCCGCUUCGGCAAAUUUUCACACAAGUUUACAGUCGAUGACAUGCACGAACUUCACUACCGACUUGGCCGCUCAACCAAGCGGUGGAUGAAACUUACUGGCGCCAACAAAAUGUAUAUCCACGAUUGUAUCAUAGGCUACGGAGCUGAUGGAGUGGGCGGCAAUACCUUCCACUCCCUUGGGGCGCAGUGCGACCUUGUUGAUAAAGACGACCCCUACAGACCGCCCUGGUACAACAAGGUCUACGCUAAGCUUGGGCCGACGUUCCCACCGACCCUAGAGGGCUACACGGUGGAGAGUGUCGCACUGUUUAUGACUGUGUGGGUGUGGGCACCUAGUGGUCGAUUGGCCUACACCCUUAAUCAAAUGGCAGCUUGUGGUGCGAAGUGGGCUGAUGAGAUGCGUAUGAAGGCUCUGGGAGAUCGGUUGCGGCAGAUCCAUGUUGUUGUUUGA
This is a messenger RNA of Fulvia fulva, 714 nucleotides long. RefSeq lists its product as uncharacterized. The transcript has a single exon. The record is from RefSeq and is a predicted model, not a curated record. Bases 1 to 714 code for a protein of 237 amino acids. NCBI's taxonomy places the organism in Eukaryota, Fungi, Ascomycota, Dothideomycetes, Mycosphaerellales, Mycosphaerellaceae.